AUGGCUCAUAAAGCACAAUCAGCACUUCCCAUUUCAGCACCUACUUCGCUAUUAACUCCCAUUAAAGUUCCUCAAAGACUGCUAAUGGGACCAGGGCCAUCGAAUGCAUCACCUCGCGUUUUAGCAGCCUCCGCUUUACCAUUGUUGGGUCAUUUACAUAAAGAAUUUCUAGAUGUAAUGGAUGAAAUUAAAGAAGGUUUGCGUUAUAUAUUUCAGACCAAUAAUAGUUUGACUAUCGCUAUUAGUGGUACAGGACAUGCCGCUAUGGAAGCAGCGAUUGCUAAUGUUGUCGAGCGUAAUGAUAAAGUAUUAGUAGCGGUAAAUGGAUUAUGGGGAGCUCGCGUUUUUGAUUUAUCCAGCAGAUACGGGGCAAAAGUAACAACAAUUAAGAAACCUGUCGGCCAAGUCUUCACCUUGGAAGAGAUUGAAGAAGGAUUAAUCCGAGACAAGCCAAAAUUAUUUUUCAUAACUCAUGCCGAAUCAUCUGCAACCGUUUUACAACCUUUGGAAGGAAUUGGUAGACUUUGCCACAAGCAUAAUUGCUUAUUGCUAGUAGAUACGGUUGCAUCGUUAGGAGGAAUUCCAAUCAAAGUUGAUGAAUUGGAAAUAGAUAUUGUCUACAGUGGAGCUCAGAAAUGUCUUAGCAGUCCUCCUGGUGCUUCUCCGAUUUCAUUUAGCCCAAGAGCAUGGGAUAAAGUGAAAAAUCGAAAAACUAAGGUUGAAUCUUUUUAUUUCGAUCUGAUACAACUUGCAAAUUAUUGGGGGGUAGACGAUCAGCCUAGAAGAUAUCACCAUACCGGUCCUAUUAGCAGCUUCUACGCUCUUAGGGAAGGAAUCUCUAUUCUGUGCAACGAGGGGUUGGAGAAUUCAUGGAGGCGUCAUAAAGAAAAUUCAGAAUUACUAUGGAACGAAUUACAGAAGCUAGGUCUAGAGCUCUAUGUCAAAAAGAAGAUUGCUAGAUUGCCAACAGUAACCGCAGUCAAUGUUCCAAAUGGCAUUAAUUGGAAGGAAGUUGCAACGUUUAUAAUGCAAAAAUACAAUCUAGAAAUAUCUGGCGGACUAGGUGAAACUGCAGGGAAGGUUUGGAGGAUUGGACUUAUGGGAUAUAAUUGCACCAAAGAAAAUGUCCAACUUAUCACUGCCGCCAUGUAUGAUGCCCUUCAACAACAGCGUCAGGGUUCGGUGAAAUCAUCGUUGUAG
Molecule: messenger RNA, 1200 nt
Organism: Trichoplax adhaerens
Lineage: Eukaryota; Metazoa; Placozoa; Uniplacotomia; Trichoplacea; Trichoplacidae
Exons: 11
Coding region: 1-1200 (399 amino acids)
Cellular component (GO): peroxisome
Molecular function (GO): L-alanine:glyoxylate transaminase activity; L-serine:pyruvate transaminase activity
Source: RefSeq, a predicted model, not a curated record